AUGGCGACAACGGCACCCGUCCCAAGCUCAACCGAGCAGCUCGUGCGCAUGUCAGCCAAACGGACAAGAGAGAUAUUCGCGGCAGACUUCGCGUCGUCAGUCGCCCUCGAUCAUACGGCGAACUCUGCAUUCUCCAUCACCGCCACUACCCCCGCGCCAUCCACGGCCGCCGACCAGGUCAACGUCGCUGCGCGCAUACGGAACGAAUACGAGCAUGUGCGCCAACUGCCCCCGGCCUUGGCUGCUAAGAUGGCGGCGGCAGCCUCGACAGCGGCAGAGCGGCGCAAAAAGAUCAAGAGCCAGAACGCGGAAGAGCAGGCGUCAGAUCCCAAGAUGCGCAAGAUGAUCGACGGCGCAUCUGAGAAGGCGGACAAGGCAAAGGACGCACAGUCCAUGGCUUUGACACUGAGGGCUGGAGGAAAGGGCGCAGCUCCCAACGCGAACGGCCCCACGCCCAAUCGAAACGCAACUUCGAGCUCGCUGGUGCGCAAGGACACUGUCAGGCAAACAAAGCCCGAAUGGCACCAGCCAUGGAAGGUUUCAAGGGUCAUGGCGGGCCACAUGGGAUGGGUGCGGUCGCUGGCUGUGGAUCCAGACAACAAAUUCUUCGCCAGUGGUGCAGCCGACAGGACGAUCAAGCUCUGGGAUCUUGCGAGUGGACAGCUCAAGCUUACACUGACUGGCCACAUCAGCGCCGUCCGUGGGUUGGAGAUCUCGCCGCGACACCCGUAUCUGUUCUCGUGUGGUGAGGACAAGAUGGUCAAAUGCUGGGACUUGGAGACAAACAAGGUCAUUCGCCACUACCACGGACAUCUCAGUGGUGUCUACACACUUGCGCUGCACCCAACGCUGGACGUGCUGAUUACUGGUGGCCGCGACGGUGUUGCCAGAGUCUGGGACAUGCGAACCAGGACAAACGUACACGUGCUGAGCGGGCACAAGGGCACUAUUUCGAGCAUCAAGGCGCAAGAGGCCGAUCCCCAGGUCAUCACAGGUUCCAUGGACUCGACCAUUCGUCUCUGGGACUUGGCGGCUGGCAAGACACAGACAGUAUUGACACACCACAAGAAGUCGGUCAGAGCGCUAGCGCUACACCCAAAGGAGUUCACGUUUGCAUCCGGCAGCUCGCAGUCGAUCAAGCAGUGGAUGUGCCCACGGGGUGACUUUAUGCUCAACUUCCAGCCGGCCAACAGCAUCGUCAACACCCUGUCGGUUAACAACGACAACGUCAUGUUCUCCGGCGGCGACGAUGGCUCGAUGUCUUUCUGGGACUGGAAGACUGGGCAUCGAUUCCAGCACACGGACCAGAUUGCGCAGCCUGGUUCCCUGGACGCAGAGGCAGGCGUCAUGUGCUCUACCUACGACAAGACCGGACUCAGGUUGAUCGUCGGUGGCUCAGACAAGUCGAUCCAGGUCUGGAAGAAGGACGAGAACGCGACAGAGGAGACGCAUCCGUUGGAUUGGCAGCCGACGCUGGGCAGGCAGAAGUUCUAG
Messenger RNA from Ascochyta rabiei, 1494 nucleotides. RefSeq names its product pre-mRNA-splicing factor prp46. The record is from RefSeq and is a predicted model, not a curated record. The transcript is spliced from 2 exons. Gene Ontology annotation, cellular component: precatalytic spliceosome; catalytic step 2 spliceosome; Prp19 complex. NCBI's taxonomy places the organism in Eukaryota, Fungi, Ascomycota, Dothideomycetes, Pleosporales, Didymellaceae. Gene Ontology annotation, biological process: mRNA splicing, via spliceosome. Gene Ontology annotation, molecular function: protein binding. The coding region runs from base 1 to 1494 and encodes 497 amino acids.